CAUCAGGAGUGCUGGUUGAAACAAGUAGUUUGUUUUAUCUGUAGUUUUUCAACCAUUGUAAAUAUUGUCCUUAGACCUUUUUAGCUUAGAUGACUGUUAGAGAUAUCUGAUUAGGUGUUUCCUAACUUAGCACCUCAGUUUUUAUGCAUUUAGUGUAUGUUCACAGGUUCAUUUGCUAGUUUCUGUAUGAAAAUGAGAGAUAUCUGUGUAUGCCUUAAUCUCUAUGCAAUCUUUUAUCUAGUUGCCAGGGAUUUGAAUAGCACAAGCAAAAUAUAAGUGGUGCCGGUCCAUAUGUAACCUUGAUCUAUUAGUUCAAUAACAACUUUGUUAAUUGUUACAUUAGUUUUAGGCUAUGAUUCUUGAGUGAUCUAACUUUCUGCACGCUUGCAGUUCAUUGAUGCUAUUACACUUUUGAGUGCAGCUUUGUUUAUUGUCAGUGAAACUGCGCAUUCUAUUUCUUUGGCAGUUUUGAGCUAGUUUCGAUAAGCUAGGGUGGUGCAGUUGACAAGUUCGUGUCAUAUUGUUUCGAGGGCUAAAUAUAGAUUCAUCUACAGUUAAACAUGUUCUGCAAAAUAGAAUGUUUGAACAUCUGGCAUGUGGAGCACAUGAAAUAGUCGUUUCUUGUCCCUGACAAAUUGAUCUCACUCAUGAUGGUUUUUGCUAUACUUGCAGGCUGACCACCUCAAACUGAACUUCAAAGGCAAGUAUUCAGAGUCAUACAGAGAUUUACAUCCCAGUAUCCCAUUGCUCCUGUUGUCGUGCCAUGGAUGUCUGGUGUCAUCAGUGCAUGAGCUGCCAGCCCCAGCAGCUCAUUUGAGGCUUGGACUGAUACAGCUUGAACCGACAAAUCUCUAUACACCUUUUCUUUUCUUUUCUUUUUGUCAUUAUACUGUUUUGCGUUUUCUUCUUGCUGCCCUGGUAUAUACGAUGUAGAACUUAGCUUAGUCCACUUGGCAGCGAAAGUUUUUGAGGGAUGCUUGUUGAGGUACAAUUGGAUUUGGUGGUGAUCAGCUCAAUUCAAUGAUUCACCCUAUUGUGAUCUCCCAACUUGCUCUCUGAUCGAUAUUCGUGUGAUCAUGAGUUCAUGGCAAUGCCCAUUUGUUAUCUCGAGCCCUGAAGAAGCUCCAUACGCUUCUGAAUUCUGACGUCGGUGUGUCAGUGUCACUGUGUUGCAACUUCGACGAAAGCGGCACGAGGAAUCGGACACAGACGGCUAGGACUUGGCCGCGCCACACGUCGCGGUCGGAUCUUUAGCUGCGUCUGGCCUUUUCCUCCUCGCUUACGCUACACAUCGCGGCAGCUACCACCAGCCAGCCAUGUCCGGCGGGGUCGGCGGAGGCGGGCGGCGAGGCUGGAGCCCGUUCGACGCGAUCCGAAGCUUCCCGUCGACGCCCGAGUCCCUCAUGUCCCAGAUCGACGCAGCCAUAGCCUCCACCGAGUACGCCCGCGCCUGCGCCCUCCUCGACCCCGCCCCCGCCUCCGCCUCCUCCCAGCCGGAGCCGCGGCCGCAGCCUCCGUCCGAGGGCAGGGAGGAGGAGGCCCCCGCCUGCUACGACGCGAGGGUCGCGGACGAGGCGUACCGGGCGGCGUGCGCGGCGCUGGGGGCUGGGCAGCCGGACGCGGCCGUGCGGUCGCUGCGGGUGGCCCUGGCGAGCUGCCCGCCGGAGAAGACCGCGGCUGUGGCCAAGGUGAGGUCCAUGCUGGCUAUCGCGUCCGCGCAGCUGCACAGGCAGCAGCACCAGGCGCAGCAGAGCAGGAAGUGAGGUGCUUCUACUUCAUCGCUGCAGGAUUAGUUUCUUCUGUUUGGAUUUCUGUUAUUAAACACUUGUAAUUACUACUGGGGAUCUCAUUAAGACAUGAUUAGAUGCAUCGAUCCUUCCAUUAAUGCAUCCUGUUCCAGUUGCAAUGGCUGCAUCCUGUUCCGUUGCAGAGGGUGUACUUGAACAUGGAAAAUCUCGAACAAUCAUUUGAGCAAAUAUCAUAAUCUCUUCUUUGUA
This is a messenger RNA of Phragmites australis (common reed), 1997 nucleotides long. RefSeq lists its product as uncharacterized. The record is from RefSeq and is a predicted model, not a curated record. Lineage: Eukaryota; Viridiplantae; Streptophyta; Magnoliopsida; Poales; Poaceae. Bases 1317 to 1763 code for a protein of 148 amino acids. The transcript has a single exon.